Messenger RNA from Bacidia gigantensis, 570 nucleotides. RefSeq lists its product as uncharacterized. The coding region runs from base 1 to 570 and encodes 189 amino acids. Gene Ontology annotation, cellular component: nucleus; cytoplasm. Gene Ontology annotation, molecular function: ATP hydrolysis activity; AMP kinase activity; ATP binding. Lineage: Eukaryota; Fungi; Ascomycota; Lecanoromycetes; Lecanorales; Ramalinaceae. The record is from RefSeq and is a predicted model, not a curated record. The transcript has 2 exons.
AUGUCGAGGACUCGCCCCAACAUAAUUAUCACCGGCACCCCUGCCGUUGGCAAGACCAGCCAUUGUGAGCUGCUAGCAGAGAACAGUGGCUUACAGCACCUCCCGGUCAACCAGAUUGUGAAGGAGAAACGUUGUCACGAGGGUUGGAACGACGAAUACAAGAGCUGGAUAGUGGAUGAGGACAAGCUUCUUGACACCCUCGAAGAAGACCACGCCGUUUCUGCCCAGGGCGGCUUCCUCAUCGACUGGCACGCCUGCGAUCUCUUCCCCGAGUCCUGGAUCGAUCUCGUCGUGGUGCUGCGCACUGACUCACAGAAGCUUUACGAUAGAUUGAAGGCUAGAGGUUAUGGAGAGAAAAAGCUACAGGAGAACCUGGACAGUGAGAUCAUGGGGAUUCUGAGCGAGGAAGCUAUAGAGGGGUUUGAGGGGAAAAUCGUAGUUGAAUUGAAAAGUGACACAGAAGGGGACGUGACGGCGAACGUGGGGAGGGUGGAGGAGUGGAUCAGGGAUUGGAGCAAAGAGAGAGCGAAGGGAGAUCGGCUAGAGAAUGAUCAAGAGAAUAUUGGGUGA